GUCGAGCAGUGCUGCAGGUCUUUGAGGAAUACCAGAAGGCCCGUGUCACCUUCGUCCAGACUGUGGCGGACCUUGCGACCCGGCCGCAGAACAUCGAUGCGCUCCAGAAUGCAGGAGUUAUGGCGCUUUUGCGACCUCUGCUCUUGGACAACGUGGCAUCCAUUCA
Molecule: messenger RNA, 166 nt
Organism: Symbiodinium pilosum
Lineage: Eukaryota; Dinophyceae; Suessiales; Symbiodiniaceae
Source: the annotation of a GenBank genome assembly